AUGUCGCUACUGCUCUCUACUGUUGCUGGGAUUGCGAGGACCCGUGCUGUUGGUGCCUCUGCGCUUUUGACGGGCGGGAUUAGGCCCACGACUGGGGUUGUGACUCUAACGCGGCGUUGGAAGUCCAGGGGGAACACGUACCAGCCAAGCACGCUCAAGAGGAAGCGGAAGUUUGGGUUUCUUGCGCGUGUGCGAGCGUCCUUUAGGUCGAAGGUUCUGAAGAGGCGUAAAGAGAAGGGCAGGUGGUACCUGUCCCACUAG
This is a messenger RNA of Huiozyma naganishii CBS 8797, 261 nucleotides long. RefSeq names its product mitochondrial 54S ribosomal protein bL34m (gene MRX14). NCBI's taxonomy places the organism in Eukaryota, Fungi, Ascomycota, Saccharomycetes, Saccharomycetales, Saccharomycetaceae. Gene Ontology annotation, cellular component: ribosome; mitochondrial large ribosomal subunit. Gene Ontology annotation, molecular function: structural constituent of ribosome. The transcript has a single exon. Gene Ontology annotation, biological process: translation. The coding region runs from base 1 to 261 and encodes 86 amino acids. The record is from RefSeq and is a predicted model, not a curated record.